Podarcis muralis (Common wall lizard) is the source of this 5028-nucleotide messenger RNA. The record is from RefSeq and is a predicted model, not a curated record. Lineage: Eukaryota; Metazoa; Chordata; Lepidosauria; Squamata; Lacertidae.
ACAGCCUUUUAAAUGGUUUUGUGCGUGGGUGGAGUCACUGUUUUUUGUUAUUUAUUUUUGUAUUUCUAUACUAAAUACAGUAGUGGUAAUAAGAAAUAGCGUCUGCAUUUUCUCUGAAAUGGAAUUCGACUUUGAGAGGUGGAGAGGCAGAGCAGCUGGGCUUCAGUUUUUACGCCGCGCUGGCUCCAGAAGACGAGGACGUGCAGCUACAUUGAGGGAAUGGGGCCAAACGCGACACGCGUUGCUGCGGAUACUUCCCACGCGAAAGAGAGCCCCGCGUGCGCGCCUGCGCAGUGCCUUCUCUGCGCCCCCGGACCUCCUCCUCAUGGCUCUCUCGGGAGGCACGACUCUCUCCCGUCAGACCACACGAGUAACAAACUCUCGCGAUGCGGCCGGACGUGUGACCUCUUACUCUUGCGUGAGCACGCAAGGCUCCGCCAUCUUGGGAAGCAGCGUCACGUGACUCCCAACGGUCGUCUCCUCGACCUCCUCCUUUUUGCCCCUCCCAACGGGGAAAAAAACCGGGCCUAGGCCAGCGCUUGAGCCUGAGGCGGCAGCUUGCGGGUUACUCCAGCGAACUACGAGCCGGCAUCGGGAUUCACGGAAGGGGUUCGCAUUUUAGAAACCUCCCCCCGCCGCGCCUCCCCCUCCCCUUCGCAUUCCUCUGAAGUGAGGGAAGAGCGUGAGGAAACGGCGGGCCACGUGACCGAGGGACGCGGCGAAGGAUCGUCCGGGCAGCCCGCCACGUGAUGCGAGGGAAGGCGGCGAAGGAGCUUGUGGUGACGACGCCGAGGAGAGCAAGGAGCACGCGUGCGCACUGGCGUUUCCCUGGGCGCGAGGGGCAAGGGAGACGGGAGGGGCGGAGGAGUCCGGGCGAUGGUCACGUGGCUGCGCAGUGGCGUCGCGCGUCUCCGGGCAGAAGAAGGCGGCGGCGGCCGCGGCGGCAGCAGCAGCUCCAGCAGCCGAGCCGUCCUGCUGAGGUCACGUGGCGCAGCGUCACCCGCCGCCGCGAGCCUUUCCCUCGUCGCGCGCCGCCGCGCCGCCCCCUCCCUCCCCCUGCCCUCUCUGCGCGAGGGGAGGGCAGGCGGGCGCGCAAAGAUGGCGGCGGCGAGUUAGAAAGCGGCUGAGGCGUCGAGGAGGGAGAGCAGCUCGGCGGAAGGAAUCCCGGCCAGAAGAUGGUGGAACCAGGACAAGAUCUGUUGCUUGCUGCUUUGAGUGAGAGUGGAAUCAGCCCAAAUGACCUGUUUGAUAUUGAGUCUACGGAUAUGGGUCUUGCAACCCCAGCUCCAGCUGUUCAGCAGUCAGCCCCAGUUAGUGCCUUAGAACUGGGCAUGGAGACUGAAGCAUCACUUGCUGUUAAAACAGAACCACAGACUGCAUCUUCUCCAGCUGUACUGAACAUCAGGCAACCACCAUCAACUACAACCUUUGUGCUGAAUCAAAUAAACCAGCUUCCUACUCUGGGAACUACCAUAGUAAUGACAAAAACAACCCCAGUCACCACCACCAGGCAGACGGUCACUGUAGCAAAAAUCAUACAGACCAGCACCACUACCAGGCCGUCAGUUGCAGCGCCAGCAGUUCGGAAUGCCCUGACUUCCACAACUCCCAAGGACCAGAUCCAGCUAAAAGAUCUGCUAAAAAACAAUAGUCUUAAUGAGCUGAUGAAGCUGAAGCCACCUCCCAACAUUGCUCAGCCGGUUGCGACAGCUGCAACUGAUAUAAGCAAUGGUACUGUAAAAAAGGAGGCAUCUACUAAAGAGGUAGCAAGAAUAUGGAUAAAUGACAUGAAAAUGAGAAGCUUUUCUCCUACAAUGAAAGUUCCAGUAGCAAAAGAGGAAGAAGAGCCUGAAGAAGAAGAUGAAGAAGAAAUGGGUCAUGCAGAGACGUAUGCAGAGUACAUGCCCAUAAAAUUAAAAAUUGGUCUGCGUCAUCCUGAUCCAGUGGUAGAAACCAGCUCUCUCUCCAGUGUUACCCCUCCAGAAGUUUGGUAUAAGUCUUCAAUUCCUGAAGAGAGUAUUGAUAGUGGCUGGCUGUCAGCAUUGCAGCUUGAAGCUGUUACAUACGCAGCACAGCAACAUGAAACAUUCCUACCCAAUGGAGACAGAGCUGGUUUCUUGAUAGGUGAUGGUGCAGGUGUAGGAAAAGGAAGGACCAUAGCUGGAAUAAUAUAUGAGAACUACCUCUUGGGUAGAAAAAGGGCAGUAUGGUUUAGUGUUUCAAAUGAUUUGAAAUAUGAUGCAGAAAGAGAUCUGAGAGAUAUUGGAGCAAAAAACAUUUUGGUUCAUUCAUUAAACAAGUUCAAAUAUGGAAAAAUUUCUUCAAAACACAACGGGAGUGUGAAGAAAGGUGUCAUAUUUGCCACCUAUUCCUCUCUUAUUGGAGAAAGUCAGUCUGGGGGUAAAUAUAAAACGAGGCUCAAACAACUUCUUCACUGGUGCGGAGAUGACUUUGAUGGAGUUAUAGUAUUUGAUGAAUGUCACAAGGCUAAAAAUCUUUGUCCUGUUGGGUCAUCAAAACCAACUAAGACAGGUUUGGCUGUUCUGGAGCUGCAGAAUAAACUUCCAAAAGCCAGAGUUGUCUAUGCUAGUGCCACAGGUGCAUCUGAGCCACGCAAUAUGGCAUAUAUGAACCGCCUUGGGAUAUGGGGUGAAGGAACUCCAUUUAGGGAGUUCAGUGACUUUAUUCAGGCUGUUGAAAGAAGAGGUGUAGGUGCCAUGGAAAUUGUUGCUAUGGAUAUGAAGCUACGAGGAAUGUAUAUAGCAAGGCAGCUGAGCUUUUCGGGUGUAACCUUCAAAAUUGAUGAGGUUCAGCUUUCACAUCACUAUGUUAAAAUGUAUAAUAAAUCUGUAAAAAUGUGGGUAAGUGCCAGGGAGAAAUUCCAGCAAGCAGCCGACCUCAUUGAUGCUGAGCAGCGGAUGAAGAAGUCUAUGUGGGGCCAGUUCUGGUCUGCCCACCAGAGAUUCUUCAAGUACCUCUGCAUAGCUUCCAAAGUGAAAAGGGUGGUACAGCUGGCACGAGAAGAAAUAAAGAAUGGCAAAUGUGUAGUCAUUGGGUUGCAGUCCACAGGGGAAGCACGAACCUUAGAAGCUUUGGAAGAAGGCGGUGGGGAACUGAACGACUUUGUUUCCACAGCAAAGGGAGUAUUUCAGUCUCUCAUUGAGAAACAUUUCCCAGCUCCUGACAGGAAGAAGCUUUUUAGCUUGCUGGGAAUCGACUUGUCUGCUCAAAGUAAUAACAACUCUCCUAGAGGCAGCCCUUGCAAGGAGGACAAAAUGAAGAAACGCAAAGGUGAAGAAAUAAGCAGAGAAGCCAAGAAAGCACGUAAAACUGGCGGGCUAGCUGGGAGCAGUUCUGAUGAAAGCUACAGUGAGUCGGACAUCUCGGACAAUGAAGAGAGUGAUAAUGAGAGCUCCAGGUUUUUAAGCUCUGGGGAAGAUGAUGACUUCAACCCGUUUAAGGAUGAAUCUAGCGAGGAUGAUGAAGAUGACCCCUGGCUAAUUAGGAAAGAACAUAAGAAAAAUAAAGAAAAGAAAAAAAAGAAAAGCAUAGACCCAGAUUCCAUUCAGAGUGCCUUACUAGCGUCUGGACUUGGAUCCAAACGGCCCAGUUCUCUUUCUUCCACAGUAGUUACCUCCUCUACUACAAAUACGUCUGCUAACAGUAAUACACAUACCAGCUAUGUAACAAGUCAGGAUGCUGUUGAGAGAGCCCAGCAGAUGAAGAAGGAGUUGCUUGAUAAAUUGGAAAAACUAUCAGAAGAUCUUCCUCCUAAUACACUGGAUGAACUUAUAGAUGAACUCGGUGGUCCUGAGAAUGUCGCUGAGAUGACAGGUCGCAAAGGGAGAGUCGUGAGUAAUGAUGAUGGCAGCAUUUCUUACGAGUCCAGGUCUGAGCUAGAUGUUCCUGUUGAAAUCCUAAACAUCACAGAGAAGCAAAGAUUCAUGGAUGGAGAUAAGAAUAUUGCCAUCAUUUCUGAAGCAGCCAGCUCUGGUAUUUCAUUGCAAGCAGAUCGACGAGCCAAGAACCAGAGGCGAAGGGUACAUAUGACUCUGGAGUUGCCGUGGAGUGCAGAUAGGGCAAUACAGCAGUUUGGCCGAACUCACAGGUCCAACCAAGUGACCGCACCAGAAUAUGUCUUCCUAAUAUCUGAACUGGCUGGAGAACAAAGAUUUGCGUCAAUCGUUGCCAAACGCCUGGAGAGCUUGGGAGCUCUCACUCAUGGCGACAGAAGAGCAACAGAAACAAGAGACCUCAGCAGGUUCAACUUUGACAACAAGUAUGGCCGAAAUGCAUUGGAAAUAGUGAUGAAGUCCAUUGUGAACUUAGACUCGCCGUUGGUGUCUCCACCUGCUGACUAUCCAGGAGAAUUCUUUAAAGAUGUCCGUCAGGGUUUAAUAGGUGUGGGCCUAAUAAAUGUAGAAGACCGGUCUGGAAUUCUCACGCUUGACAAAGAUUACAACAAUAUAGGGAAAUUUCUAAACCGGAUUCUGGGUAUGGAAGUGCAUCAGCAGAAUGCUUUAUUCCAGUAUUUCUCAGACACGUUAAAUGCAGUAAUACAGAAUGCUAAAAAGAAUGGAAGAUAUGACAUGGGCAUUUUAGAUCUGGGUUCAGGAGAUGAGAAAGUGAGGAAGGCAGAUGCUAAAAAAUUCCUCACACCAGGAUAUUCUACCUCAGGACAUGUUGAAUUGUAUACUAUAAGCGUGGAGAGAGGGAUGUCUUGGGAAGAAGCAACUAAGAUUUGGGCUGAACAAACUGGACCAGAAGAUGGAUUUUAUUUAUCACUUCAGAUACGAAACAAUAAGAAAACUGCCAUCCUGGUGAAAGAAGUGAAUCCCAAAAAGAAGCUUUUUCUAGUAUAUAGACCAAAUACCGGAAAACAAUUGAAAUUGGAGACGUAUGCAGAAAUAAAGAAAAAAUAUAAAAAGGUUCCUUCUGACGAUGCUGUGGCCCACUGGCUAGAGCAGUACACGUCAUCAGCAGACACUUGCACCCAUGCUUACUGGUGAGUUCUUGAAAUGCUGCACU